Messenger RNA from Diversispora eburnea, 1440 nucleotides. NCBI's taxonomy places the organism in Eukaryota, Fungi, Glomeromycota, Glomeromycetes, Diversisporales, Diversisporaceae. The record is from the annotation of a GenBank genome assembly.
AUGAAAGCGAAAACACUUCAGAUACGUUGGCACAAAGAUUCCGUAGCCAUUUAUUCUGUGCAUUUUCAACCAGGAAGGACUGGGAGAUUUGCAACGGGGGGUAUGGAUAAUAACGUUAUGAUAUGGAAGCUUGUCAAAAAUAAAAAAUCGUUACCCUACGCCGCAUAUUUGUCAACUUUAAAUCGUCACUCCGCACCUGUUAAUGUGGUCAGGUUUUCACCUAAAGGUGAUUUGUUGGCAUCAGCUGGAGAUGAGAACAAUGAUUCAAGAAAUUCCUUCGGAGAAAAUAACGAUGAUGAAUUUAAUGACUCUGAAUCUUGGAAAGCAAUGUCUUUGCUUAGGGGUUCACUCUCAGAGAUUACAGAUCUUGCAUGGUCUCCGGACGGAGAAUAUAUCAUUGCAGCUUGCGCAGAGGGUGCCGCACGAAUUUGGCGCGUAAAAGAUGGGGUUGCGUGGGAUCCUCUUGGAGAAUACAUUGCUACUCAAGGAUGUGACCGAUCUGUCCAUAUAUAUUCUUAUAAUGUUCAUCCCAACGGAACUUUUGUAACAACGCAUAUUAGCAAAAAUUAUAGAAUGGAAAUUCCGCACAAUCAGAAAGAAGUUUGUAUAGACAAGACUCCGAAAAUACCUAAAAAAUAUUUUCGUUUGUUUUGUGAAGAAGUGGUAAACACUUUUUUCAGGCGAUUAACUUUUACACCUGAUGGAGGACUUUUAUUGACACCAGCAGGUCAAUAUCCGGAUUCUGUCAUAGAUAUGAUUAAAAUCAAAGAGAAAAAUAAUAUUAUUAAUAGUCCUAUGAAAAAUACAGUUUAUUUAUUCGCUCGGAAUAGAUUAGACAAAUCACCAAUUGCACUCUUGCCAGGAUAUAAAAAACCUUCUGUUGUUGUCAAAUGUAGUCCAGUACUUUACAAAUUAAGAUUUAUUAAACUAAAAUAUCAAGUACAUGAUAACGUCGAUUCAACAAAGAAUAAUAGUUCUUCAAAGUUUUCCAAUGAUGACCCAAACGGGAAACUGCCUUCCAAUUAUCAAAUACCACCUUUGUUUGAUCUUCCUUAUCGAGUUAUAUAUGCAGUCGCGACUCAAGAUUCUAUAUUUAUAUAUGACACUGAACAACAUAGUCCAUUAGCUAUGGCAACAAAUUUACAUUAUGCUUCAAUCUCAGAUUUGGACUGUUUAACUUCUCAUCCUGACUAUUCAAUAAUAAAUAACUCGAUGGAAAAUGGUUCAAUUGAAACAACAAGCAUCUUAAUGUCGAAACAGGAUGUUAACGAUAUACAACCACUUCAACAGAAAUUAUCAUCACAAGAACAAAACUUUAUAUCUGAAAUUGUGCAACAAAUAAGAAAUGGCGUUUCAGAAGUGAAUCAAUCUGAAUAUGAAAUACCGCAAGGGCAAAAAAAGAGAAGAAUUACACCAAAAUUGAUAAAGCAAUUUGAAUGA